Messenger RNA from Oryzias melastigma (Indian medaka), 2531 nucleotides. RefSeq names its product armadillo repeat-containing protein 1. Lineage: Eukaryota; Metazoa; Chordata; Actinopteri; Beloniformes; Adrianichthyidae. Gene Ontology annotation, molecular function: metal ion binding; protein binding. The record is from RefSeq and is a predicted model, not a curated record. The transcript is spliced from 7 exons. Bases 435 to 1262 code for a protein of 275 amino acids.
CUUCCAGCAACUGUCCAAUCACAGGGGGUUUUGGUGUGACGUGGCCACCAUCGACGCUUAAUGGCAGGAAGAACCGAUGCGGCAGCUUGGGCGUCCGCGUCGUUGAAUUAAUAACAAAACAAAAAAUACUCGCAGACAUUAACUGCGAAGGCGCGCGUUUUGCCGCUGGAAUAGCAUUAAAUCAAAUCCGGAGUCCACGCGCUCUCCGGAACUGGACGGAGACUCGAGGGAGGGCAGAAAGACAAGCUAGCGGUUAGCUUAGCACCAAGCUCCGCCGAAACAAUUACUACACACAUCCAUGUGGAAAGGUGACACGUCCCGCCGCGAACCUGGGGACACUUGUUGAGGGGAGGACGACUGCGCCGGUCCGUUCUUACGCGCGUGACACCGCGUGGACGCCGAUUCGUCUUUGCAUGGGUGAGUGAGUGGCGACCAUGAGUGGCGAGCCGGACGCGUUGGCUGUGGUCAACCAGCUGAGGGAUCUGGCGGCAGAUCCCAUGAAUCGGCAGGCUAUUGUCCAGGACCAGGGCUGUCUACCGGGACUUAUCCUGUUCCUGGACCACCCAAACCCUCAGGUGGUCUACUCUGCUCUGCUGGCGAUCCGAUACCUGGCAGAAUGUCGAGCCAACAGGGAGAAGCUGAGGGGAGAGCUGGGGAUGAUGCUCAGCCUGCAGAACAUCAUGCAGAAGUCCACCACUCCCGGAGAGACCAAACUGCUGGCAUCUGAAAUCUACGAGCUGCUGCAGGCCGCCAGCACAACCGAGUCUGAGCCAGCUGGAGCUGCUGUGAGCGGCCGCCGCAAAGCCCAGUUCUUCUUAGGCUCCAGCAACAAGAGAGCAAAGACAGUCAUCCUGCAUAUAGACGGACUGGACGACUCGAGCCGCAGGAGUCUGUGUGAGGAGGCGCUGUUGAAGAUCAGAGGAGUCAUUAGCUUCACCUUCCAGAUGGCCGUGAAGAGGUGCAUCGUCCGGAUCCGCUCGGACCUGAAGGCAGAGGCAUUGGCGUCUGCUAUAGCCUCUACCCAGGUGAUGAAGGCUCAGCAGGUGGUGAAGACAGAGAACGGCGAUGAGGUUCUGGUACCGUUUGCAGAGGAUGGUUCUGUGGCUGUGGAGCGGAACGAGGACCUGCCAGAAUACCUGCCUGAGGAUGAGAGUCCGUCCCAGGAACCGGACAAGGCUGUGAGCCGGGUCGGAUCCAGCCAAGACAGUGCUAGCUGGCUUGGAGCUGCAGCCAAUUUCCUGUCCCGCUCCUUCUACUGGUGACCAACCCCACAGUUACAGGCUCCGCCCCCUUUCAGAGCCAAAACCUCUUCAAGCUGCCAAAUGUCACAUCAGAACCUAACCAAACUGAAACUCUCCGUCAUAGUCUGGAUCCGGUUCUGUGGCACAGACCAGACUGUCUUGAUUAACUUAACCAGUUCAGAACCAGGUCAGAACCCACAUUCUGUUUAUUUAUUCUGUGGGGGUGUGGCUUCGGCCCUCAUGUUUCUAUUGAAAAGAAAACUUUUUUAGACUCUUCAGAGACUCUGGAUUCUCCACAUUUAACUGUACUUCAGAACCAGAACUCUGAGAUCCGCAAGGUCGCUUUGACCCUUGAGAGAGCACGCCUCCUCCUCGGGUCAACCUUAUGGUGACGCUCUAACCUGCUGUACUUUUAGGUUCCUGUCAUUGCCCCUUUGAACUGAUGCCUUCAAACUAAACUCCACUGGUGCUCUUUGUUCUGAGUAAAGCCAACCCAUUUCCUUGUUCCAGGCCCGCUGGGCUGGACUUCUCUGCCUUCAGGAGUUUUAACAGGCUUCAGGAACUCUGCGACUUUCUGUCAGACUGAAAAUUCCACAUGAGGACCAACCCCAAAGUGAGCUCCUGUGAUUUCGGACCUCAGCAGCCAACAUCAGCGGCCUUUCCUACCAUUGUCUCCCAGUCCAGAAAGUUUUUGAACCCUCAACAGAUCUGAAGAUAAUCUGUUGUUCAUGGAGUCAUCUUGCAUGAACGAUGUGUUGUGCCCCACUGAGAUUAGGUUCUCUGGCUCUGUCCAGUUUCUGCUCUGAUGUGAGAUGUGCCAGAACCAAUAUGAAUGGAGCUUUAAUCUCAGCCUUGAAGUUUUUGAUAAUUGUAAAGUUCUGGUGGACCUAUGGGUCACAGCUGCCCUACGUUGGUUCUUGAGGUCUUCCACCCUGCCUGUAUUCCAGCUGUUCCUGCUCCUCUUGCUACCGGUUCUACCUGAAUCACUUCAGUCAGCCAGAAUAAUCAGCUAACCAGCAGCAGGCAGUGCAGAGAGAACCAGAAAACAGGAGGACGGUAGAUCUUGAGGACCCGGGUUGGGCCACCAGUCUCUGAGUUCUAUUACUGUGUUUUCUGCCGCUGUCACUUCCUGUUCAGCUUUUUCCAGUGAAAACAUCAAAUAACCACUGACUCACUGUAGGUCUGUGGAUUUUUCAGAUCAGACCAAUUGUGACCGUGGAGUCAAAGCAGUUUUUUUAUCCUUUGUGUUGUUGUUACUUCCCCAGGUUGGAAUAAAAACUUUUAUUUUGA